Messenger RNA from Salvelinus fontinalis (brook trout), 9098 nucleotides. RefSeq names its product BCL11 transcription factor B a (gene bcl11ba). Gene Ontology annotation, biological process: positive regulation of transcription by RNA polymerase II. The record is from RefSeq and is a predicted model, not a curated record. The transcript is spliced from 3 exons. Lineage: Eukaryota; Metazoa; Chordata; Actinopteri; Salmoniformes; Salmonidae. Gene Ontology annotation, molecular function: RNA polymerase II cis-regulatory region sequence-specific DNA binding; DNA-binding transcription factor activity. Gene Ontology annotation, cellular component: nucleus. Bases 1154 to 3757 code for a protein of 867 amino acids.
GACAACGAGCGGCUUCGUCCACUGCUGCUCUCUCUCUCUGAGAGACGGCGGCAGUGCGCUGUCCACCGCUUGCUGCUGGUGAUCCGAUAGUUGUGAAAAGCCACCACUAGUCGCCCCCAGUGCUCUUGCAGUCUCCAAUUUUUCUUUCUCACUGUAGACUUAACGUCACGUCCGCACUUGAACUUGAAUUUUAUCCCAUUGUACGGAGCCAGCUCUAGCCACAGAGAGACAGAGAGCUCGGGGGAAGCAGGACUCCGCCAUCUUCACACUCACACAGAGAAAGGGGAGAGAAAAGCGUGCAGGUCUUGAUUUAUUGAGAAAGGAGGUGGCAGCCUGUAUGCCCGGUCUCCACAGAGCCGUACAAGGGGACAGAGCACUUGGAGUUGAGGAGACUGAAAAGUACCUGGCAUUGCAUGCUCAAGGCUGCACCAAGAGAAGUGCCCAUCACUUGGCCAUACACAAGUGCCCAAGAAGAAAAAUUGGAUUCAUAGUUUUCUAAAAUUUUAUCAUCAAUUAUUGUAAUUGUGUGUGUUUACGAUUUUUUAUUUGAGUUUUUCGUAUUUUUCUAAAAGAAGAAACGAAGUAAGGCUGAGCCAUUGACUGGACACAGUCUGGGUACCCGAGCUGUCAGCGCGCGCUGACCAUCGCGUUCUGAUUCUUCUUUUUCUCUCACGAGGUGGAGGGACACUUGCCGGUGUUUGAUCUCAACUGUCAUUCACAACAACCGUCAAUCAUCCAAGGAUAUUUCCACCACGUCUGAUCUCUUUCUUUUUUCUACUUGGACAGAUCUCACUUCUCUCACACACCUUUUGCCAAUGGUGUGAGUAGCCUAAAGAGAGAAGGUGAAAUUGAAUUGAAGGUAGGCUAUAGCCAGGCAACCCACGGUCUCGUCACACACAAACACAGGGGCAGAGUGGACCGACGAGACAAAACGCAAAAGACAUUUUCGUAUCUCCAAACGAGGGGACCACUAGCCUACAGCACGACACCCGAACAACCACCCUCCCUGUCCGGCGGCCCGAGCGCAGGAGCCUCGGUCUUGUUGAGGUCCCGUGAAAAGUUGAGUGCCGAGCAGGAGGAGGCAAUAGGAGGGAAGCGAGCCCAUCCUUCAGAGUGCUGGUCUCCGGGCAAUGCCAGUGUAAAUGCCAGGGCAAUGUCCCGUCGCAAGCAGGGGAACCCACAGCACGUGUCACAGAGAGAAUUAAUAGCACCGGCGGAGGCUGACCAUGUGGAUGGCGGACUUUCCGUGUCUGGCUCCCUCACCCAACCUCACCCCCACCCUCAACCUCACCCCCACCCUCACCCUCACCUUCAAUCUCACCCCCACCCCCACCCCCUGUUGUCCCACCCGGCCCUGCUGGACCCCAGCCUAUCCGACAGCCUGGCCAUGGGGCUGGGGGACCAGGACCUGCUCACCUGUGGCCAGUGUCAAAUGAACUUCCCCCUGGGAGACAUCCUGCUCUUCAUCGAGCACAAGAAGAAGCAGUGCCAGGCCCUACUGCAAGGCCCUGGCUGCUACGACAAGAUGGCCGCCGACCGCAGCAGCCCCUCCCCGCCUCACCAGCAGCAGCAGAACCAGGGUCGCCACGGUCACAGCCAGCUGAGGAAAGUGGUGGAACCGGUGGAAAUCGGAAUCCAGGUGACACCGGAGGAGGAAGAGGACGAGAGGCUGAUGGUGACGCCCAUCAAAGGAAUUUGCCCCAAGCAGGAGAGUGCCCUGGCAGGAGGAAGGGAUGAGCCUUCAAGCUACAUCUGCACCACGUGUAAGCAGCACUUCCCCAGCGCCUGGUUCCUUCUACAGCACGCCCAGAACACCCACGGCAUCCGCAUCUACCUGGAAUCCAACCCCUCCAGCGCAUCGCUCACCCCCCGCAUCACCAUCCCCGGGCCCCCCAUGGGCCAGGACUCCAUCCCCCAGUCUCCCCUCACCAAUUUCCUGGGAGAGAGCAACCCCUUCCACCUGCUGAGGAUGACCGGGCCCAUGCUCCGAGAGCCCCCACCAGGCUUCAUGGAGAACCGCGGAGGCCUCCCCAACACGCCUCCCUUCGUCAGCCCCCCACCCCGCCACCACCUGGACCCCCACCGGCUGGAACGCCUUAGUGCCGAAGAAAUGGGGCUCAUCUCCCAGCACCCCAGUGCCUUCGAGAGGGUGAUGCGGCUAACGCCGAUGGCCAUCGAAUCCCAGUCCAUGGACUUCUCCAGGCGGCUCCGGCAGCUGGCAGGGAACAACAACGUGGCCACCCCUCCUCUGUCGCCCAGCCGGGCCAACCCUAUGCACCGCCUGCUCAACCCCAACCCCUUCCAGCCAAGCCCCAAGUCACCCUUUCUCAGCACCCCGCCCCUGCCGCCCAUGCCCCCCAACAGCACCACUCCGCCCCAGACGCAGGCCAAGAGCAAGUCAUGCGAGUUCUGUGGGAAGACCUUCAAGUUCCAGAGUAACCUGGUGGUCCACCGGCGGAGCCACACCGGGGAGAAGCCCUAUAAGUGUCAGCUGUGUGACCAUGCCUGCUCCCAGGCCAGCAAGCUGAAGAGACACAUGAAAACACACAUGCAUAAGUCUGGUUCCAUGACAGGACGGUCUGACGACGGGCUCUCCACCACCAGCUCACCGGAGCCGGGCACCAGCGACGUGACAGGAGAGGGCAUGAAGAACCGAGAUGGAGACUUCAGGGGUGAGGGCGAAGAGGAGGAAGAGGAGGAGGAGGAAGAGGAGCCGGAGAAUGAGAGCAGGCCGGUGUCAAACUUCAGCAUGGACAACAUGGAGUUCUACCGUAACCGUGAGAACGGCUCCAAGCCGCCAUCAGACGAGAAGAAUGCCCUCUCUCUCGGCAAGAUGGUGGAGAGUGUGGGCCUGAGCACUAUACAGCAGUACAAUAACUUGAUAGUCGACAAUCGUAAAAAUCGGAUGCUCUUCUCCAAGAGGGGGUCCGACGGGCAGCGGGACACUGGGGAUGAGGACUCUGUGGUGGGAGAGAUGGAGAGGGAGCACCAUCACCACCAGAUGGAAAGGGACCACCAGAAGCCCACGGUCAAUGGCAGGAACUGUGGCUCCGGCGACUCUUUCUCAGGCCUGUUCCCCCGCAAACCCACUCCCAUCACCAGCCCCUGCUUGUCCAACUCCUCCAACAAGAGGAUCAAGAUUGAGAAGGACCUGGAAAUGCCCUCGGCGCCCCUCAUCCCUUCCGAGAACGUCUACUCCCAGUGGCUGGUGGGAUACGCUGCCUCACGACACUUCAUCAAAGACCCUUUCCUGGGCUUUACCCACUCCAGACAAUCUCCCUUCGGCACCUCCUCUGAGCACUCGUCUGAGAACGGCAGCCUGCGCUUCUCCACGCCCCCCGGGGACCUCCUGGAUGGCGGCCUGUCGGGGCGCAGCGGCACAGCCAGCGGGGGCAGCACCCCUCACCUGGGGGGUCCGGGACCUGGCCGGCCCAGCUCCAAGGAGAGCAGACGGAGCGACACCUGCGAGUACUGCGGCAAGGUGUUCAAGAAUUGCAGCAACCUGACAGUGCACCGGCGCAGCCACACGGGAGAGAGGCCCUACAAGUGCGAGCUGUGCAACUACGCCUGCGCCCAGAGCUCCAAGCUCACCCGCCACAUGAAGACCCACGGGCAGAUGGGUAAGGAAGUGUACCGCUGUGACAUUUGCCAAAUGCCCUUCAGCGUGUACAGCACUCUCGAGAAACACAUGAAAAAGUGGCACGGGGAACAUUUGAUGACCAACGAGGUCAAAAUUGAGCAAGCCGAGAGAAGCUAAGCCAGAUUUCCUAUUUUGCCUCUUUCGCCACACAUUGACUUAUAUAUUUAAAAAAAAUACAAAAAGGGGUAGCUGGAUACUCUUUUUCUUAAAUAUCGAAUUUUGGGUUAAUUUUAUGUUUUUGCCUGAGAAACUGCCAACCGAGAAAAACAAUUAAACAAACAAACAAAUAUUAACACCAAUUGAAGCCGAUCUAAACUGCCUCAUUUGGCUAAAGGUCCUUUUUAACGGUCGGUCAGAGGCUGAAUUAAAUGAUAACAUAUGUGGAGCCUUUAACUGUGCAAUAAUUUCUGUAUUUAAUGGAUUUUGUAAUAUUUUGGCAUGUGCAGGUACAUUUUUAUUUAGUCAUUUUAAAUUUGUUUGACUUUUUAUUUUAAUUGCUGGGAUUUUAUUUGAUUCUUUUUCAACCCAGAGGAUAUCCUGAGAUUUAUUUGCAGACAAAAAAACACAUUUGAAUACUCUUUAGGCCGCUGCUCAUAGGAAAUUGUAUAUUUAAAGCUACACAUGUAAUUUCUUGAAGAGAAGCCAAAUUUUAUCUUUUCAUUUUUAGAAAGCAUACCUGAGAAAGCUAUUUUGUGUUUGUUAUACACGACAGGAUAUACGUGCGCGGACAACAAUCCUUUGGCAUUGUAGCGGGAACCGACUUUUAACAUGUCAAUCUAAUUAGAUAUGUAGCACUGAAUGUCAAUUAUGACAGUAAAUCUAAAGAGAACAUCGAGGUUCACAAACCCUGCCUCCUCCCAAGUAAAUACAUUUAUUAAAAAGAAGGAAGAAAAAGAAACGGGUUAUCACAAAGGCAGCUGCUUAGCGGUACCUAGUACCAACCCGGACAGACGACGCUAGAAAAACAGAGAUUCCGCUUAUUUCUAAAGAAGCCCCUCACAGUUCUCUCACACUGUUUACAUCUAAACAAGCCUGUCCUAAACUCACCAUAACUCAUCCUAAGCACAACAUACCUACUAUGACAAUGCAAGUACUGACGUUUUUUUUGUUUUUUUUUCUUCAAUCUUUUAUCACACAGUUGUAGGAUGGCUAAACCGUCGGGCUAAACUGCGCAGCUUUAUAACGAGAGAGAGCAGGGAGAUCUUAGGGUGAGCUAUAGGGCCUCUCCCCUCUCCUUUAUUUUCCCAUUCACCUCCUCAUUAUCAUUCCGUGGAUGAGUUGAACACAAUUGCCCAUGCCCACAGAUUACACCCUCCCCCAAUCCCCUGUCCCUUGUCUCUGAUACUCACUCCCUCUCACUCCUCUGCCAGCUAACUAUUAAAACUCCCAGUACUGUUACUAACUCCCUGUCGGACACUCAGUACAGAGUAGCAUUACAGAGAGUCUUAUCACCUUCAGUCUCACUCAGUACCUGGCAGCCAUUUCAAACUGCAUUACGAUAGACGCAUACUUUAGGGAUCUAUAUCUUUAUAGAUAUCUUAUCUUUCUGAUCUGGAUCUUUUAAAUGUCCUCUUUUUCUGUUUUGAUCACCAUUCAUAUUUAAUGUUACUCUUGGUAAUCAUUUUUGUAAUCAGUACCAUAUGUCAUCUACUGCAUUGUUCAGUUUAGCAAGGGGCUGGGUAGCGGUGGUCACAGCCAUAGCGGAUUAGAAUGACAUAAAAUGGAUUUAAACAUGAUUAUUAAUAACUAUUACAUUCAGUGACAAUGUUUAUGAUAUCACUUGAAAACAGCCCUAUGCAUUUUUUUCUAGAAAUAUCUAGCAAUCGUUUUGAAAAAUGAAUUUAUACUGUAUAGUAAAAAGUCUGAUUGUAUAGUGUGCCAUAGUCAAAAUGUUUAUGAUGUUGACUUUUUCUUCUGGUUAAUAUUGUUAAGUCCCCUGUGAGACAGAACCAGUGGCAGUUAGUUAGUGAUAUGCAGACCAGUAAAUUGCACAGUUCUAGAUACAUACAGUGUCUGUAGAAGUCUGUUGAGCGUGUGCCCAAACAGUAAGACAAUUUUUUCUUUCUUUCCUCAUUCAGGGCUCCCUGUGAUGUGUAGUUGAACGCAUUCUGAGAAGUAGCAACUCUGACACACACAGAAUGCACAGCUGAGUGAGCUUUUUAGGAAAGCAAGCACCAACCUUUGCCCAAAUCACCACUCCCUGUUAUUUUGAAUAAUGUACCCCGUCCUACCCCCCUGUUCCGAUCCCCCUCAAGUUGACCUUUGACAUCCAAGUAUUUUUUUUUUUUAAUUUUUUUUUUAGAAUUGAGGUAAAAAUAUGUCAUUGAGAAGAAAUAGAAAAACAUGAACAGCUCUUUGCAGUUGACCCGCACUUUAUGAUUUGUCUCUUUUUUUUUACACACAAAAAAAGAAAAAGAAAAUUGAAAAUACGGCUUCUGAGCAAGAAAUGACUUCGACUGGAUUUAUUCGGCCUGGGUAACGGGUUCUAGAGUUUGGAAUCAGUUGAGAUUGAAGUGCUAGCAUUGCUAUAGGCGUGGCUUUCCCAAUGCUGGCACUAUAAAAAUGAAAAAUUAAUUUAUUGGGACAGUUUUUGUACUGCCAUUCAAUUUGACAUGAGUGUGCCUUGAAUACUGAUCUUCCUAUUCACCGUCUCUCAAGACAAAUGCAACACUUUUGUGAAGCAAAGGAAUUGAACACAAUGAAAAUAAUGUAUCAAAUUUAUGCGUCAACUUAGUUUCUAAUUUGAUUAUGAAAUGUCAAUAGAAUAUCAGAGAUUACUUUAAAAAAAUAAAUAAACAAAGCUGCAUUUAGGUUAGGAGUACCCAGCACAGCAUUAAUGUGUCUGUGUGUAUAUAUGUAUGCAUAUGUACAUAUAAAGGCACAAACCUAUAUAUAGAUAUAUAUCAAAUUCUUCACUUCAGGACAAGACUGCGUCCCUAGAUAGAAACAUGGCCAGAGUGGAUUGUUAUGCCACACAAUAGUCAAGGAAGAGACUGGACAAAAAAAUCAGGAACUGCAGAAACAAAACAAAAAAUAAUUUAGUGCACUCUGUCUUAAAAUACGUUUACAGUAUUGAAACAAGUACAAGGGUAAAAUAAUAAUUGUGUGUAUGUGUGUUUUAAAAAAGUAAUUUUUUUUUUCUCCAAGUUUGCUUAUACCGUUUCUCUGAAUGCCAUAGUGGCAAUGUGUUUAUUGUUUUUUUGGUGACGGGGUUUUAGUAUAUAUAAAUAUACUGUAUAUGAAUAUAUAUUACAUUUUUCUUGUUUACUGUAAAAGUAUACCAGUAUUUGUAAUAUUGGAGAAUGCCUGGGCAUUUUACAAAAAUAGAAAAAAAUGUUGUUUUUCAAAUUUUAUUUUGCAGUCCAAUUUAAAUUGUGGGUCUCUUAAAAUGUUUUUGUCACUGUAACUGUAAAAGUCUUAAGUUUUAGUAAAUUUUAUUCUGCCUUGGGUGUAAUAAUAAUAAUUUUAAAAAAUGAAUAAAAAAAAGUGAACUGUAACAAACUUGGAUGGGGGGGGGUGGGGCCAGCUGAUGGAAGUUCUGGAAGUUUCCCUCGUAGAAACUAUGGAACAUUGUUAUGGCUUUGCAGGAAAAUACUGACAUUCCUGAUCUGUAUCUAUUGAUCUGCUUCUGGAAUGGAUACUCUUCAUGGCUGGUUUGAAAUACAUGUGUAGGCACUUGCUGUCUUUCUACAGAAGCUUGUAUUUUUUAACUUGUAUGUGCAUCCUUUGUGAAAAGGGGUACUUUAAGUACCUGUAUGUCAUUAUCUUAUUUGGGGGAGGGGGACAACAUUGCAACUUCAAGAUACAACUCACAGGCUGCCACGAUAUAUUUUCUUUCAUUUGGCAGGAUAAAAUAGUGCAAAAAACCCCCUGAUGAAUUUGUAUUGUUGAAAUGAAUCUUAUUGUACAGAAGGGAAAGAAAAGGUUGUUUGACAUCCUUUUAGCGACAAAAAUACACAAGUAGAUGUUUUUGUUUACUAUUGUAUUGGUUGUACAUAUUGUUCUAUGAUUAGCCUGACAUGUUUUAUUUUCAUUUUUAUUAUCGUUUGUGUUCCAACUGGCACUGGCAGUGACCUCCCCUCUUUGCGGUCAUCUAGCUACCCUUUGACCCUUGACCUUUGUGACCUGUGUGUCAGUUGUACAGGCACCUGACCUGCCUCCCCACAGGUUUCUCAGCAUGAGAAGAAUAGAGCACAAAUACAAACUGUUACAAUUCCAAAUGUUUUGCUCUUUUUUGUCUCUUUUUGUUUCCUGUAAAUGCUAACUCUUCUGAUAUGUCCCUGCUCUGUCCCUUCAGUCAGAGAAGGGACAUAUAUAGCGUGUAGAAAACACACACACACACACACACACACACACACACACACACACACACACACACACACACACACACACACACACACACACACACACACACACACACACACACACACACACACACACACACACACACACACACAUAGGAGAAAAACAGAGGAAAGUCUCUAAUGAAGUGCAGGGACAUUAUAUAUCUGGAUACCAUAGCUCGACUCCUACACAUACGACUCACAGAACCAUGUAGUGUACACAGAGCAGCCGAGGCUGGAUACGAUCAAAGCUACAAGCUACAUUCGCCUCAAACCAUAAGCUGUAAUUACAGGCAGUUAGUAGCUACCGUACCUGACCACGAUCAUACGGACACCUAUCAAUCAGUCAGAACCAGGGUGUGUAUUUUAAACCUGCUCACUUAGAUGUACAGAACUGUUCUCCAACUGUUUAGCAGCACAGGGCUCCCAUAUCUGUGCUUUAUCAUCUUUUGCAAUGUUUAUGUUUCCUUUCAAAUAUUGGUGCUUUGAUAUGUGCUAAGAGCUAUGUCCUGUUGGCUGCACUGUUUGUCCGCCCGUGGGCACCGUAGACAGAACACCAAGCAGAGCUAAGCUAUGCUGUUGAUUGUGUUCACUUUGUGUAAAGACAUCUUCAUGGAACACUACCCUGUCUGUGGGUGUGCUCAUUUAGUUUUCCUUCACAGAGGUUCAGGUCUAAUAGGCUAUGCAGAUAGCCCCUUUACCAGAGAGACAGAGUAGACGUUAGUACGAAGGUCCUGAUUAUGAAAUAAUGCUUUGCUGCUGUUUUACUCUUUAGGUUUCACAAUCCAUAAUUUGACUAUUUCCUUUUAGAAAUGUUUUUCAUGUUUGUAUUUAAAGAAUAAUACAGGGUUGGGAUGAAGACAUGGGCAAAUCUGUAAUUUUUGAUAUGUAGUAAUGUCCGGAUUGGGACAUACAGGGGAGGGCUGGAGUCUUUGAGUAGGGAUGUUAUGCUGUGUGUGAUGUCAAUUUAUUUAAAUACAUUAACUGAUUCUUUAGGCUGCGAUUGGCUGUGUUGUCUAUGAUGUCACUGAGGUGAGGACAGCGUUCCGUCGUUCUCAGGCCUGAUGAGUCCAAUGCCAUUGGUUCGUUACAGUAAACAUGAUAUUCAGACACCA